CUGAAUUCGCGAUUGCAACGGCGAAAAAGAAAUCGCAAGUUUUCCGCAACGGAGAUCGCCCUGCUUUUUGCGGGGUCGAAAAACUGUAGACUGACCGCCAGUCCUUCAGCACAUCUGCACAUCUCGGUGCGCGUUCCCGUCGUAUCCCAAGGCUACAAAGACACACGUGGCCGGCACUUUCGGUGUCCUGCGCCGUGUGUUCUUCCUCCUUGACUUUUUCUCUCGAAUUCCCAAACUCUGAUUUGUCUAUCUUCUUGGAAACUGUUUCUUUGUCUUUCUGUCUCGUUUCUGUCUCCGCGCGUCGCCGGCGCGUGCCCCGUACAUCGCGAUCAAGGUGUACGGGCGAUUCAAAAAGCCUUUCUGGGUCGUUUUUUCUGUUCUCUAUCUGUUUUCUCGACAAGAUGGCGCUGCCACGGUCGACGCGGACGCCUCGCGGCUCCACUGCGUGCAGACUUGCGUUUUUCGUCGCGUUUUUCUGGGCGAGUUUCGCGGGAGUGCCGACCCUGACAGGCGACCGCAACGCGUCCGUCCUGCCCCAGCCGCUGGGCGCUUCUGCCGCGUACUUUUACGUCCAAGAAUCUCAGGACAAAUGCUUCGUGGAAAGCGUCCCUGUCGGAGUGGCUCUCACUGUCACCUACAAGAACCCAGAAAACCCCGGCGUCACUUGCAGCAUCAUUUUCAAGGAUCCUUCCGGACGCUCUGUGUACAGCAAAGAGGUUCUCCCGACGGAGCCUCAGGGGAAAAUCUCGCACAUGACGGCGACGGCGGGAGAGUACAAAGUCUGCAUUUCUUGCGCCUCUUCCAAAUGGUUCAACACUCAGCUGCUCAAGUGGUCCAUCUCCAUCGAACUCGGAGACACAGAAAUCAACCUCGAUGAACUCGCGAAGAAAGAUCAAGUCGAUUCUUUGCAGCUGAAACUGCAAGCCAUUGCCAAGCGCCUCGAGGCCAUGCAAGCUGAAAACGAGUACGAACGCGUGCAGGAGGAGCGCUUCCAGAGAACUCACGAAUCCAUCAACAGCCGCGUCCUGUGGUUUUCAGUCCUCCAGUUGCUGCUUCUCUGCGCGACCACCCUGGUCUCUGUCUUCUACCUCAUUCGCUACUUCCACUCGCAGAAGAUCAUCUGAAGCUGUAAAACUUUUUCUUUCUCGAGAAGCAUGUCCUCUCUCUGCUUCAACGGAGAAGCGUCCUCGAAGAACGGCGAGAAGUCUUUGGCUCAGUGGACGUCGCAGACUCUUCGAUUGGACGCGUAGGAGAACUUGAAAAAAGAACUCGAGAGAAAGAACUCUCGAGAGGAAAUCGCCAUCCAAAGGCUUCUCUCUGCUUCUUCCUCUCUUCCUUCUCCGUCACCUUGUUUUCUCAACUCGCACAUCCCUACAUAUGCAUGCGUCCGUGUGUGCGUUGUGUGCAUAUGGAGACGUAUUUGUUUUUUAAGCUUGAGUGCAUGCGUCCCCACGGGUCUUUUGUUGUGGACUCUCUGCCCGUCGAGGACGCUUUUCUCUGUGAUUCAGCUUCUUUUCUGUCGAAAACGUUCUUUCUCUGGGGGAGUUCCGCGUGCAUGCAAGGACUCUUGAACCAACAGCCGCGCUGGAAAGAGAUUCUUCUCG
Messenger RNA from Toxoplasma gondii ME49, 1604 nucleotides. Its product is annotated as transmembrane protein. Gene Ontology annotation, cellular component: endoplasmic reticulum; COPII-coated ER to Golgi transport vesicle; Golgi apparatus. Gene Ontology annotation, biological process: endoplasmic reticulum to Golgi vesicle-mediated transport; intracellular protein transport; Golgi organization. The transcript is spliced from 4 exons. The record is from RefSeq and is a predicted model, not a curated record. NCBI's taxonomy places the organism in Eukaryota, Apicomplexa, Conoidasida, Eucoccidiorida, Sarcocystidae. The coding region runs from base 402 to 1124 and encodes 240 amino acids.